Drosophila albomicans is the source of this 2040-nucleotide messenger RNA. RefSeq lists its product as uncharacterized. Bases 84 to 2024 code for a protein of 646 amino acids. The transcript is spliced from 2 exons. The record is from RefSeq and is a predicted model, not a curated record. Lineage: Eukaryota; Metazoa; Arthropoda; Insecta; Diptera; Drosophilidae.
UCACUGAGCCAAGUCGAAGCGGGAAAUUGUUUGCAUUGCUUCAAAUUGUAUCCGCAUAUCAGAAUUGUUUUUCGUAGUGCAAAAUGUGUGAUACUGGUAAUUUAAUUGAUCUAUCGGGUUGCGAUGAGCCUGAUACAGACACGACGGAGGCAAUUGAGGAAUGCAUUAUAGUUGAAUCAACUCAUUUUAAAGGACCAUAUGAUCCUUUCGAUUCAAUGGAAAAAGAAGCCUGCAUUAAGGGAUUAAAUAAGAUCGAUGAGAAACAGGAAAAGGUGGCCAACAUCCAACUUGAAUAUUCCGAUCAAGAUCUAAACAAUGAAACGCCACCGGUUGCCAUGGACUUCGAACCGUCGUCGGAUGCCAUAAAAGUGUCCGAAUCACAGACGUUGCAAAAGCAGGUGAUCCAAUUGAAUGCACUCAAGAUGUCCAGUAUGGGAACGCCUCCACCACAUCAUUUAUCCACGAAAUUCUCGCGCAAUGCGAUGCUCACAGAAAAUCUGCAAAUGAUCGCCGCAGAGUCACCCAUUAAACUCAUCGAAGAUGAACCGAAUCUCGUUCCAGAGGCUGCUGCUACCACGUUGAGCGACGAUACGUGCUCGAAUGUGGAGUUUGAGGCCCGAUUAAAGCAGCUACGCAUUGCCAUGCUGGAGUCACCGAUCAAAUCGAAGCCUGCAGCAAUAAAGCCAAGUCCAAAAACAGAGCCACAACAGGCAACUGGGAAUGUUGGCAAACUAUUGCAGGAUUUACAAUCCUUGGUUUGCCAGCAUGUCGAUGUCUCGCAGCGGCAGCAGUUUGAUACGCUUAUCGCUUCGAUCAGUGCAGCUGUGCAGACAAGUCCUCCACCAGCUGUUGAUGAACUGAUGCCCAGCUACAAACGUCAAGCGACAUUUGAUCUGGAUCUUGUGCUGCAGCAAAAGAAAUCCGCCGAGUGCACAGAGUAUGUGGUAGGCAGCAAGAUGCAAGACUUUCCCGAUGCCAUGACCUGUUCCUCGGCCACAUUUGAUGGCGAAUCUCUGGCCACCGAUAAGGCAAUAAUACCCAUAAUUGACAGCGGCGAUAUGUCGCUUCCGAGUGUACCACAGAAGCAAGAAUCCUAUCUAACUAAGGUAGUCAACGAUAAUUUGGCGCUGCAAAUCAAUGAACUGCUCGAGCGGCACAAGCUGACGAAACUGCAGUUGAAUGACACGGUGUCACAGUGUGAUGACCCCGAGUCGACAAAGCCAGUUGGCGGACCAACAGUCAUCUUAGUUGUGAACUCGACGGUGGGCAAUCAGUUGCCCAGCUACGUUGUUCAACCCCACACAUUAUCUAAGACACAGACUCAACAUCCAAGUUCAAAUCGAACAGCAGAGUGCAGCAGCAAGGCGAACACAUUUCGACGACGCUCUUCCUCGCUGUCCAUACACGACAAGUCCAAGCAGGAGAGACCCAAGUCAUUGGUCAAGCAGUCAUCGGGAGACAGCAGCAACGUCAGCGUCAACGUCAACAUCGGGAGCCAUCCGAUGCCCUUGAAGGAGCUGUCUGUGGUGGGUGAUAAAUUCAAUGCCAUGUCCUCCUACAGACAACGUCGCAAUUCCUUUACCGUUGGCAGCAAAGCGAACGGAGGCGCCGCUGCUAAUUCCAGCGUUUCAAUGAUUAGCCAUGGUCGAGCGUUGGCCAGCGGACGGAGCAAGGCGCCAACUAUCAAUGAGACGAACAUCAAAUCGUUGGCUGCGGCCACUAAAGACGCGAUACCAAUUAAGCGCGUUGCACCGAUGGUGAAACCAUCAAUGUUGACCACAGAUGUUAAACAUUUGAAUUCAACAGUGCCGCGUUGUCCUGGCCAAGAGACUCCCAUGCCAAUCAGAUCGAAGCCAGGAGGCAAUAAAUUGUUCUGCACCAGCACACCGAUGCCACAAAUGCGUCGAUCCUUCAAGCCGAUGGGCAGCAACUAUUCCUCCUCCUCCUCCAGCUUGGCAACGGCAACAACAACAACAACGCCUAAUGUGCGUUCCUUGGGAUAUGGAAAGAAGUCGGGUCCAUAAAUGCUUAUUGUGAUUA